Molecule: messenger RNA, 429 nt
Organism: Lathyrus oleraceus (garden pea)
Lineage: Eukaryota; Viridiplantae; Streptophyta; Magnoliopsida; Fabales; Fabaceae
Exons: 1
Coding region: 1-429 (142 amino acids)
Source: RefSeq, a predicted model, not a curated record
AUGGAUAUUUUGGAAGAAACAUGUUUGUUGAAUGCCAAACCAACUGAUACUCUUAUGGAUCAAAGUAUCAAACUACUAUCCAAUUAUGUGGAGCCUCUAUCUGACCCAGGAAGGUAUAGGAGAUUGGUUGGAAAGUUGAAUUAUCUCACAGUCACUCGUCUGGACAUUACUUUUGCAGUCAGUGUGGUAAGCCAAUUCUUAAAUUCCCCUUAUCAAGAACACAUGGAUGUUGUUAUCCGGAUUCUGAGAUACAUCAAAUAUGUUCCAGGAAAAGGUAUAAUGUAUGAAGAUAAAAGACUUACUCAGAUAGUUGGAUACUCUGAUGCUGAUUGGACAGUGUCACCCAUAGAUAGACGAUCCACCUCUGGAUAUUCUGUAAUUCUUGUAGGAAACCUUGUAUUUUCUGGAAAAGUAAGAAAUAAAACGUAA